Messenger RNA from Microplitis mediator, 3007 nucleotides. Its product is annotated as G patch domain-containing protein 1 homolog. The coding region runs from base 125 to 2938 and encodes 937 amino acids. Gene Ontology annotation, biological process: mRNA processing. The transcript has 4 exons. Gene Ontology annotation, cellular component: nucleus. Gene Ontology annotation, molecular function: RNA binding. The record is from RefSeq and is a predicted model, not a curated record. Lineage: Eukaryota; Metazoa; Arthropoda; Insecta; Hymenoptera; Braconidae.
UUGUGUGAAAUUUUUAGUGUGUAACGUCCUUUAUACAGUCCACUUUAUUAUUUACUUAUGACGUUUUAAAAUUUAGUGAAAAAAUUUUCAUAAGUAUUUCAUGUAAAUAACAACAAAAAUAAAAAUGAGUAAACGUGAUGAUGAUGAUGACGAUGAAAAUUUUGCAACAUUUGGAGAAGCAUUAGAAGAAUUGGAAGAAGAUACUUUGCGAAGGAAAAAACCUAUAACUGUAGAGGAUCAGUAUGCUCUAGAUGCUCAAGGAAGACGUAGGUUUCAUGGAGCAUUUACUGGUGGUUUUUCAGCAGGAUAUUUUAAUAGUGUUGGCACAAGAGAUGGAUGGAGGCCACAACAAUUUAAAUCAUCACGUAAUAUUAAAGCUGAUAAUGUUUUACAACGUCCACAGGAUUUUAUGGAUGAAGAAGACACUGGAGAGUUUGGUAUCGCACCCACUGGUAUACGAGCUACUGUAGAUUUUAGUGAUCGAUCUGAGAGAGGAAAAAAACGAAGAAGAGAGCAAACUGAUCCUAACCAACCUAUUCCUGGAGUGCCUGUACUCAAAGAGCUAUUAAAGCCAGUCACUUACACAAUGGGUGUUACUUUAUUGAAAAAAAUGGGUUGGAAACCAGGUCAAGGUGUUGGACCAAGAUUAGCUAAAAAAGAAAAAGAAAAAAUUUAUGAAAAAAAUGUUAAGAAAAAAGUUUAUGGAUGUACAUUACCUGGUCGAGAACUUAAUACUUGUGAUAGUAAUUCUGAAAAUUCUGAUAAUGACGAAGAAAUAUUAUUUGCACCUGAUGAUUAUGAACCUUUUAGGUGUAAUCCUAAAGAUAAUUAUUUUGGUAUCGGGUAUAGUGGAUUAGAACGACAAUCUGUUCUUUCUAAUCACUUGAAUCUUUUUGAUACAACAACAUUUACAAUGAAAGAUAAAAAUAAGAAACUUUCAAUUCGAGGUCAGGCUUUUGGUGUUGGUGUUUUUGAAGCCGAUGAUGAAGAUAUUUACUCAUCAACAGAUAUGUCUAAUUAUGAUUUUUCACUUGGUUCUGAAACAAAAAAAACAAAUCGACGGUCUAAUGAAAAAAAAUAUGAUACUUCAAAAGAUAAUUGUAUAUACGGGUUUGUUUUAGCGAAGAAUUGUUUGAAAAGAAAAAAAAUUUUUGAUCCGCCAUUAUUACCAAGAGAUUUCAAUCCAGUUCACCGAAUAAGAAAAAGUCGAUUUUCUUCUAUUGUUGAAGUAGAUGAUAAUAAACAAAAAUCUUGUUUUAGACAAGAACUAAAUGCUCAAGAUAGAUUUAAUAUAUUAGACGCAUCACCAAAUGCUUCUACAUCUAGUGUUAAUAAAACUGAAAUAUUAAAUCUGAGUGAAACUUCUAAAACUGUCAAUUUUGUAGAGAGUCAGAAGUUAAAAGUUAAACCAUCAUGGAUGGAUAAAUUGAAUACGUCCAAUUUUUUAUCUGGAGGUGUUGAAGGAAGUACUAAAAAUUUUACAGAAACAAUACAGAGCUCAGAGAAGUUACCAAAAAUAUGUCUAUUAAACCAAGAGGAAACUUUAGAAGAUUUUAAAUCUAAUGAAGAUGGAGAUAAAAAUUACAUUACGAAAAGUUUUACUGACCCAGAAAAACAAAAGAGGUUUGAAAAAUUUUUAAAUGAUUUUAAUGAUAAAGAAAAAUUAUUGAAUUUUCAUAGUAAAUGUGCGUCAGAUGAAGAGUUUAAGGAAUUUACUCAAGUUGCACAGUCAUUUGAAAAACCAGAAAAAUCGGUUCCUGAAGAUAAACAAUUUGUUAGUAAAGCUGUGGAGAAUAAUUCGAAUUUAGAUCCUGAAGAUCAAAUGAUUAAAGCAGCAAAAAUGAAUAUGUUUGGAAAAUUAACAAGAACAAUUGAAGUUUGGCAACCAGCCAGUGUUGUUUGUAAGCAAUUAAAUAUACCUGAGCCGUUUGGUAAAAGUAUGAAAGUAGAACCACAAAAACGUAAAAAAUAUUCAAUAUUUGAAUCUUUUAAUAUUCUUAACACUAAUGAGGUUAAAUAUCAAAAAGCUACUGACACUGCUGGAAGCUUUAAAGAACCUGUUAUAAUGGAUAAAUCGUUUGAGAAAAAAGUUACGAGUAAUGAUAGUGAAAUAAACAACUUAUCAAUUUCAAAUAAAUCAGAUAUAGAAUUAGAAGUCGGUUUUAAUAAAUUGCAUGAGGAAAAUGAUAAUUUUAGAGUUUUAUCUGAUGUAGCUUCUGGAAAAGAUAAUUUAAAUAGAACUAAUUUCGCAACAGCCAGUGUAAACUCAUUAAAAACUCAAAGUUCAAACGAGGAUGAGAAUACUAAAGCAGAUAACACUCAAGUUAAAGAGAGUUCAUUAGUUGCUGUGCAAUUAGGUAAAGUUGAAGCAAAUAAAGAUUUGUUCAAAGCAAUAUUUUUGAGUAGCAGUGAUGAGUCUGAAACUGAAGAUGAUCUUGUUGAAGAUGUGGAUAAUAAUACUGUUAAAUCAUUGUUAAUUGGAAAGUCUGCAACUGAGUUAAAUAUUAAAAGGAAUACUUCACCACCACGAGGUAUCUUUGCCAAGUUAGAUUUUGAUGAUUUAAUGUCAUCUAAAAAACUUGUACAGAAAAAAAAUGAAAACAAUAUGGACUCUAAUGAAUCAACUAUUGCUGGUUAUAAAGACAAACAAAUUCAAGUAAUUGAUAUUGAAAGUUUAUCUUCAAGUGCAACUACUCAACCAGAAGUCAGUAAUUUACCUAACACUUAUGGCCCAGUUCUUCCUAAACAGCCGACAAAAGUUGAAGAUACAUCUGACAGUAGAGAAAAACAAAAGUCUAAGGUAAUUACGAAGUUGAAUAAUUCAGAGGUUUCUUUGAAAUGGGUGGAAAAAAUAAAAUCUAAGAAGUCAAAAAAAGAAAAAAAAAAGUAUAAACAUAAAGAAAAGAAAAAACGAAAAAAUCAAAAGAAAGAACGCUAGAUUAUGAUUAUUUAUUUAUACUACUAUACUCAUUAUAUGUAAAUAAUAAAAAUAAUAAAAGUGAUUUGC